Molecule: messenger RNA, 650 nt
Organism: Batrachochytrium dendrobatidis JAM81
Lineage: Eukaryota; Fungi; Chytridiomycota; Chytridiomycetes; Rhizophydiales
Exons: 1
Coding region: 58-609 (183 amino acids)
Source: RefSeq, a predicted model, not a curated record
CGUCUUGCCAAUGCCAUAUACAAUACAGAUUGUCCUUCCGAAAGUGACGAAGAGGUCAUGUCGUCGUUUUUUGUCGAUGCAAACGGUGUUGUAUGCCAAAAUUUUGCCGAGUGCUUGCGUGAUGCAGUCGGAUGGGAUGAUGGAAGAGGUGUAAUAGAUUUAAACGUAUCAAUAAGCCUGCUAGACUCGAAUGGAAAUACAAAGCCUCUAAAUGAUUCUUUCAACCAUUUGGAUUGGAAUGAUGACAACGAAGACAGUCACGACAAUGCCAAUGUGACCACUGAUUACGUUCUAUCCACUGGCGUCAACACAUUGAAUGACGUAUAUCGUAAUACAAUCGAUUCAAUUGAUAACGAUCAGAUUGUAGAACUCAAUGCUCACCAAGAUACAAAUUACUGUGAUGACAAUGGCUCUGAUCAAUCAGACGAUAUAGAACAGCAAUCAAACCUUGAUCAUGCCAACUCAUCUUUUAUUCGUACACUGUUCCCUGAACACAGCCGAUCGCGCGGUGCCGAUUGUAACGGUAGUAAUAGUAACUGUAGUCACAAUACCAAAACUCAUUGCAAAGCCAUCACCCACACCUGUAACGGUGAUUGUUUGGGCCGAUAGAUUUGUUUCUGGCUGAAAAUGAAUAAACUAUUAUUUCAACG